AUGGGUGCGGACAUGCGGAAUCUCUACAGCCAGGACUGGCUAGACAAAGCACGAAGCGGGAAGGACCAGAUUGAGCCGGCAGGACUGACUGUGAUGGACUCGCAAUUUCUCGCAGCCUGCCUAGUAAACAAAUGGACAACUGUCUUCAUUGCUCUUUUCAUCUGGAGAUACCUUCGCCAGGUGGUCCAUCUUGUCUCCUUCUGGCGGUAUAGACCGGCCAAGAUAUCGGACGAUCCAAGCUUCACGGCAAGGGAUGUGACGAUCAUCCUCCCUACCGUCGAUCCGACGAACGGUCUUUUCACAGAGUGUCUCUUGACCAUCAUCGAAAAUGCACCGAGCCGUGUGAUCGUUGUGACGGCUGGCGAGGCGUUGCGCCUGCAGACGGGGCUUGACACCACGAUCGAUGUCAUUGCCGCGAUGGAGGCCAACAAGCGCCAGCAGGUGGCCUACGCACUUCAGCUGGUCACUACUGCCAUCGUGGCUCUGGUCGACGACCACGUCAUGUGGACGGACAAGUUCCUCACGUUUGCCCUGCCGGCCUUUGACGAUCGUCGCGUCGGCUUGGUCGGCACCAACAAGCGUGUCUUGCGUGAGACACACCACAGCUCCCUCGCGCACCGCAUCCUCAACAUGAUCCAGUGCCUCUACCUGGAGCGUCACAACUUUGAGAUCCGCUCGACCAACGCGGUCGAUGGCGGCGUCUUUGUCGUCUCCGGCAGGACCUGUCUCGUGCGCUCCGAGGUUGUUGUCGGCACGGAUUUCGUCGAGAAGUACACAAAUGACUACUGCUUCUUCGGGCUCAUCGGCCCGCUCGGCGCUGACGAUGACAACUUUCUGACCCGCUGGUGCGUCGCCCACGGUUGGAAGAUCCGCAUCCAGUACUGCCCGGAGACCCUCGUCACUACUACGCUCGGCAGCUCCUUCAAGUUUGCCGGCGGGCUCCGGCGCUGGGUGCGCACCACCUGGCGAUCCAACGCUAUCAGCCUCGUCCAUGUCCAUGUCUGGCGGGCACAGCCGUGGUGUGUCUACGCUGUCUACCUAACAUCCUUUACGAACUUUGCCCUCUUCUACGACAUCGCCCUGAUCUACGCACUGGCUCGCUCGGGCUUCGUGGAUGGGCACUCGUGCGGGGCAUUUGCCUUCGUCCCCGUCGUCUUCUGGAUGGUACUUUUCAAAAUGGUCAAGCCAUUUGCCUACUUUUGGCGCCACCCAGAGGAUGUGAUCCUGAUCCCAGCAUACUUCCUGUUCACCUGGGCCCACUCCUUCAUCAAGCUCAUUUCCACCAUGAAACCAGGACCAGCACUCGCCAUCAUCCUUCUCGGUGGUGCCAGCAACAUUGCUGAUGCAUUCCCGGCUAGCCAUCACCAGCAGUCGAACGCUACCCAACGACGAUACCUGCAUGGCCUCACACGCAUGGCCCAGUCGACGGUCCUCCUGGGUGAUCUGGCCAUUGAUGGGGCAACGACAGAGUCAGGCCAGGCGAUUCAGGCCAUCCUCCAGGGCACGGCGUCGGCCCGGGUUGAGAACGAAGAAACAUACAGACAGCCUUUGGGUGGGCCCCAUGUCAAGGCUUGUCACGAAAACACAUGCUGCGUCUGGAGCCACAUUGUGGCGCAGAUGACGGCGACAUUCCGGUCAGCUGACGGCCGACACUGCACGGCUCUGGCACGGAGUGCGAUCCGCAUGGGCUACCAUGAUGCGGGGGCCUGGAACACGUCGAUGCCACGAUUGUCGGCCGAGGCAGUGGCACACGGCAUCGGAGGCGGCGGUGCGGACGGGUCAAUUCUGCUGUCGGAUGGCGAGCUGAAUCGGACGGAAAAUCGCGGACUGCAGGACAUUGCCCACUUGGUGAUGAGCUGGUACAAUGUCUACCACUGGAGCCAUGGGGUGUCGGCGGCGGAUCUGAUCCAGAUGGGUGCACUUGUGGCCACGACGGCCUGUCCGGGAGGUCCACGGAUCCGUGCUUUUGUGGGCCGUCACGACGUUGAGCCCGGAUCACCACCGCCACCGCAUGGGCUACUGCCACCAUCCUCGUCGGACGCGCCGUGGAUGCUGUACGUGUUCAAGGCCAAGACGCUGUCGCCGGCUGACCUGGUGGCACUUGUGGGGGCGCAUACGGUCUCGCGGCAAUUUUUUGUCGACACGAUGUACGCGGGCCAGGCACAGGACUCGACGCCGGCGGUGUUUGACACGCGGUUCUUUGACGAGACGACGGCGGCCGAGAAGUCGCCCCCGGGCGUCUACAGCUUCCACUCAGACAUGUCGCUGGCGGCAGACCCGACAACGCAGCCGAUUUGGGCGAGUUUCACAGGGGAAAACGUGCACGGCUCAUAG
Messenger RNA from Grosmannia clavigera kw1407, 2334 nucleotides. RefSeq names its product capsule polysaccharide synthase. Lineage: Eukaryota; Fungi; Ascomycota; Sordariomycetes; Ophiostomatales; Ophiostomataceae. Bases 1 to 2334 code for a protein of 777 amino acids. Gene Ontology annotation, biological process: response to oxidative stress. The record is from RefSeq and is a predicted model, not a curated record. The transcript has 4 exons. Gene Ontology annotation, molecular function: heme binding; peroxidase activity.